Messenger RNA from Rattus norvegicus (Norway rat), 2821 nucleotides. RefSeq names its product TLE family member 6, subcortical maternal complex member (gene Tle6). The record is from RefSeq and is a predicted model, not a curated record. Gene Ontology annotation, cellular component: nucleus. Gene Ontology annotation, biological process: regulation of DNA-templated transcription. NCBI's taxonomy places the organism in Eukaryota, Metazoa, Chordata, Mammalia, Rodentia, Muridae.
GGGGUGGAGCAGCAGGGAAAAGCUCUGUAUGUCAGCUAGGGAGAGGGAGGCAGGCAGAGCCUGAGGGUUGCAAGAAAAUUGAACUUGGAUUUUUCAUUAAAAACCAUAGAGUCAGUAGUAUUUAAAAGUUAAGAACAGAGCAAAGUGGCACACACCUGUCAUCCUGGCACUGGGGAGGCGGAGGUGGGAGGAUCAUCCUUGGCUAGAGUGAGUUCAAGGCCAGGCCAAGCUCUGUGGAACUCCUGUCUCCAAAACAAAUAGGCUCAAAGAGGUGAAGAAGACCUUUGCUCAGGGUCGCUCCUUGUUGAGACCUACCUCUCACCUGCUGAGUGAUUUCAGGUGUCCACUCUAAACCGGUCCUUCCUAGAACAUCAUCACAAACAGUGACCUGGGCACUGGAGCUAGGUACACUCCCCUGGCAGGACAGAGGGCAGGAAGGGAGUGGGAGCCAUGGCAGCCUCUGGGAGGAUCUGGUCUUUGAUUCCGGGGAACUGGGAGCUGCAGAGCAUUGGGGACAAAGUCAGUGAGCCAGUCCUGUGCAUGACUGGAGGACAGGCCUGUGCAGGGGCACCCAGCUCUCCCUGCACCCCCACCCCCUGCCCAAGCCAUGGCACGUGUGUCCCUAUCCGCCUUUCCCCUGCCACCUGGCCCAUUUCUCAAGGGCACUAGCAGGAAGGGGGUAGGCACUGCCGGCCUGAGGCCUGAUGUCACUGGCAGGGAGCCAGAGCCAAGACUGCAGCUUAGCUUAGUGCGGGCCAAGGGGGGGGGGGUGAGCAGCAGGGGGACAGGAAGCCACCAGAACAUAGUUGUUCAUUCAGGGCACUCAGCUGCCACCAUUCACCAGUGAAGUCUGGGGGCUGGAGGGAAGGCAGUGGGGCACGUUCGAGGGGCCCAGGGUGGGAGCCAAGAGCGACAGGCAGGGGCUGGAGUGUGGACUACAACUCAGGGUGGACAGGAAGGUGCACUGAGUAGGUCAGCAGGGGCAGAAGGGAUGCUUUUGUCUGGGAGAACAGUCCUCUGCAAACCCACAGUUUUUUGAGACAGGAUCCCAAACUCAGUAUGUAGCCAAGGAUGACCCUGAACUCCUGAUCCUCCUGCCUCAGCCUUUGAAAGGAAGGGUGAACAGGUGGAAAACUUCCAGGCGACUGGGGUCCUCAGCAGGACCCCACAUAUCUCGAAGAUGGUCAAGACCACCCAGAACUCGGCUAAGAAGGAAGACAAGCCUGUCCCAGAGCCUGCGGACCCCCAGAACCCCGAGUUCAAAGCCAUCCCAGGGCCUCAGCUAUCCACCAGACGUCGGUUCCUCUCAGAGGUUGACGAGCCCCAGGAUCCACAGCCUGUCUGGGACAAGGAGCCCCAUUUCUGGCAAGGCUCCCUGACCCAGGAAAUCUGGAAAUUUUUCAUGGACAGCCGCCAAGAGAACCAACACGGGGGCAAGGUUUUCUCACAGGAAAGUAAAGACUCAGGCCUGCGUUACUCUAAACCGGAACCUCAGCCCAGGCACAGAAACAGCCUGAGUGACUCUGAUGACCCCAUUCUGAUCAAGUCUCCCUCAGACCUGCUAAGUGAUUACCAAGAAGACAUCAGUGAGCCCCAGUUUGAGACCCAGGUGAAUGGGAGGCCUGGAUGUAGACAUGGGAAGGGAGGUCACAAGCCAGCAGGGCCAGCUUCUUUCUUUGUACUGCAGGAGUCUUCUGGAAGAGCUCAUGAAUUUCUGAAUCCCUUGUUCUGGGACUCUGAAGUGCCAGGCACAUCACUCUGGCAAUCAGAGAGGUUCACUGUCCCGCAAGCGCUGCAGAAGGUGCGUGUGCUGAAACACCAGGAGCUGCUGUUGGCCAUAGCCGUGAGCUCCUUCACGCGGCACGUCUUCACCUGCAGCCAGAGUGGCAUCAAGGUGUGGAACCUCAUGAGCCAGGUAGCCGAGGACAGACACCCUGAAAGCCACUUGCAAUGUGACGGCGUCCAGCCUAACAGGGGAUACCUGCGCACCUGCCUGCUGUCCUCCAACAGCAGGACCCUGUUCGCGGGUGGAUAUAACCUGCCCGGCGUGUUUGUGUGGGACCUGGCAGCCCGGUCCCUGUAUGAAAAGUACCAACUGCCCUGCGACGGCCUGUCCUGCCAGGCGCUGGCCAGCACAAAGGAGAACAUGGUCUUUGCUGGCUUCACAGAUGGCACAGUCAGGAUAUGGGACCUGCGGACUCAGGAAAUAGUCAGGGACCUCAACAGCCCUGCCGGUGCAGCCAAAUGCCUUGUGAUCAAGGAUGACAGUGUCUGGAUGGGGGGUCUGGACGCCUGUCUGCGAUGCUGGGACCUGCGGGUAGCCAAGAUGUCGCUGGAGUAUCCGGUCCAGUCCCAGAUCAUGAGCCUGUCUCACAGUGUGACUGAAGACUGGCUGCUGCUGGGUCUGGCCGAUGGCCAGCACUGCCUCUUCAACAGCAGGGAGAGGAACCAGGUGCUCACUGUGGGUACCAAGGACCAGACCAUCUUAAGGCUCAGCUUCUCCCCAAACGGCCAGUGGUGGGUGAGUGUAGGUAUGGACAACCUCAUCACCGUCCACAGCAUGCCCAUGGGAGCGAAACUGUUUCAGGUCCCUGAGGCUGCCGCUGUGAGAUGCUUUGACAUCACUGAGAACAGCAGGCUGAUCGUCACAGGAUCUGGGGACUGUGCCUCCAUAUAUCACAUCAAGUACUGACAGCUUCAACUCCCCUCCCCUAACUGCACAGUGGUGGAUGGCCAGGGUGUGAAGGGUCUGCGAUGCUUCCAGAGACUUCCAUGAGGUGUGCAGACCCUGAGUCAUAGGUAAUAAAGCAUUUUAAAAGGC